AUGACACUUCAAAUAUCAAUCCGUCCAUGGGAUCCUUGCCACCAGUCCGUUCUAUUUUAUGUUCCCGUUCAGCUAGCAAGAUUUAUGAAUCAGAGAAAGAAAACGGAGGCCGAAAUUAUAGGUGGGGCAAAUGACGACACACUGCUACUCAAGGCCACAAAACAGUUUCACAAAUAUCUUUUAGGAGACCCAAUUAAGGAAAUAAUACCUGAAGUUGUUGAUCGACUGCUUGAGUUUCUUAAUAGAGAUGAUUAUCCGGAGCUUCAGUUUGAGGCAGCAUUGGCUAUAGAAGGAAUUUCAAAAUGUUCGUCUGAUAACAUCAACAUGCUGAUUGAUCAUGGCGCAAUUCCCAUUUUGUUGAGCCUUCUUAGAUCUCCUGAGGAUGAUCUUCGCGAACAGGUGAAAACUGUCAUCCUUCCUCUUACUCGUCUGAUUUAUACAGACGAUGAAAUAGUUUGUCUCCAUGCAUGCAUGGCACUAUGCUAUCUAACCUGUGAGUCAAAGGAUAAAAUCCAAGCUGUGAUUGAUGCUGGUGUUUUCCCCCGUUUGGUUGAUCUUUUUCUAUCUCCUUCACAGUUUGUUUUGCAUCCUGCCUUGACUGCUGUUUAUUAUAUUAUUGCAUAUGUAGAUGUUAUCCAGAUUCAGUUGGGUUAUAUGGGUGAGCGUGACGGACGAAGGAUCAUAUUCAGAUUCUUGGUGCGCGAGGGUUGUAUAAAGUCAUUGUGCGAUCUUCUAGCUAGUCCCAACGAAGCGGGUAUCAUCAAAUUCUGCUUGGAAGGCCUUGAGAACAUUCUGAAGGGUGGAGAAGCUGAGAAGAACCAAUGUAACACCGAUGAUGUGAAUGUCUUUGCUCAGAUGAUUGAUGAUGCUGGAGGUAUACAGAAGAUUAAGGACCUCCAGACUGAUCACGAUGACAGACAAAUACGCGUAAUUGCCAUGAGGACAGUUAAAAAAUAUUGGCCGGAAGAGGCCACAAAAUCCAAAUUCUCUAUGAACUGUAAAAUACUUUAG
This is a messenger RNA of Fraxinus pennsylvanica, 1011 nucleotides long. The record is from the annotation of a GenBank genome assembly. NCBI's taxonomy places the organism in Eukaryota, Viridiplantae, Streptophyta, Magnoliopsida, Lamiales, Oleaceae.